Megalobrama amblycephala (Wuchang bream) is the source of this 2238-nucleotide messenger RNA. RefSeq names its product polymerase (DNA directed), mu (gene polm). Gene Ontology annotation, cellular component: nucleus. The transcript is spliced from 11 exons. Gene Ontology annotation, molecular function: DNA-directed DNA polymerase activity; DNA binding. Bases 224 to 1759 code for a protein of 511 amino acids. The record is from RefSeq and is a predicted model, not a curated record. Gene Ontology annotation, biological process: double-strand break repair via nonhomologous end joining. Lineage: Eukaryota; Metazoa; Chordata; Actinopteri; Cypriniformes; Xenocyprididae.
AUCUAUGCCCACCGAUACCAAUUAAAGACAACUUUCGGGCAGAUACGCGCACUUGUAUCAUAUAAAUCGCCGUUGUAACUACAUAUUUUAUUCUGUGACUCACACGUGACAUCUUUUCCCUCAGUCUUGUGGAAGUGCAGGUUUUUUUUUUAAUCUGCUCUGUGGUGGCAGAUGAGGUGGUUGAAGUUGGCAGAAGGGGGAUCUAAAGCGUUUAUUCUAGAUUAUGAUCCCAUUAAAACGCAGGAAAGUGUCUCUAACUGUAAGCCAACAAAAUGACACCUGUAGAUUUCCCCAUCUUUCUAUAUUCAUCUUGGAGAGAAAGAUGGGAACAUCUAGAAGAGCAUUUCUUACACGAUUAGGACGGAGCAAAGGAUUUCGUAUUAAAGAAACCUACAGUUCCUCCAUCACACAUAUUGUGUCAGAAAACAACAGUGGAGAUGAAGUCCAGGCCUGGCUGGACAACCAAACGGGACGAGACACAAACGACACUUCCAGUUCUGUGUGUUUGUUGGACAUCAGGUGGUUUACGGAGAGCAUGGAGGCUGGACAUCCCGUUACAGUUCAGGAUAGACACACAUUACAGGUUAAGCCAAAACCCAACAUAGACCCAAAUGCAAUGCUGAUGAAAAGUUACGCCUGUCAAAGACGAACACCUUUGAAACACCACAAUUCCUUUCUAACAGAUGCUCUUGAAAUCUUGGCUCAAAAUGCAGAAUAUAAUGACAAUGAAGGACGGAGCGUCGCUUUUAGACGGGCAGCUUCAGUCCUAAAGGCACUUCCCCAUCGAGUGAAGAGCAUGGAGGAUCUGAGGUCUUUGCCCUGUCUGGGGGAACAUUCACAGAGGGUUAUAAAGGAGAUUUUAGAAGAUGGAUCAUCAAGAGAAGUGGAGUCAACGAGACGAUCAGAGCAAUAUCAAGCCAUGAAGGCACUAACUGGUAUUUUUGGGGUGGGUGUGCGGACGGCAGAUCGCUGGUUUAGAGAGGGAUUGCGAUCUCCUGAUGAUUUGAUUCGCACAGGACAACAGUUGAACCGUGCACAGCAAGCGGGAGUCCAGUAUUACGAUGACCUCCAGAAACCCGUCACUAAGGCGGAGGCUGAUGUCAUCAGUGAUAUUGUAGAGAAAGCUGUGCACGCUGUGCUGCCCGGAGCAGAGAUCCAGCUCAUGGGAGGCUUCAGGAGGGGGAAAGAAGUCGGUCAUGAUGUGGACUUUCUCAUUACACAUCCAGAGGAAGGAAAAGAAGAAGGACUGAUGCCUAAAAUCACAAACUGGCUGGAGGAGCAGGGUUUACUGCUGUAUCAGAAGACGACCAGAAACUCUUAUCUGGAAAAAAUGGACGGUCCAGCUCGGGCACCUAAUAACAUGGAUCGCUUUGAGAGAUGCUUUUCCAUAUUUAAGCUUCAGGCGUCUGCUGAGAGCUGCACAUCGAAUUCCACUGCUUCUGUUCAGGACGUCAGUACAGGAAGUGAAACUGAAAGACACAGUGACCAACAUUCAGAAGCGUCGGACUGGAGAGCUGUUCGGGUAGAUCUGGUGGUCAGUCCCUACAGCCAGUUUGCCUUCGCUACUCUCGGAUGGACCGGGUCUAAGCUGUUUGAGAGGGAGUUGAGACGGUGGGCGGGGCAAGAGAAGCACAUGUCUUUGAGCAGUCACGCCCUGUACGACAGCAAACAGAAUCUGUAUCUCAGAGCAAAGACGGAAGAGGAGAUUUUUGCCUACCUGGGUCUGGAGUUUAUUCCUCCGUCUGAACGCAAUGCCUGAAGACUGCUAGUGUGCCAGUGCUUCCAUCACAGAGCCUUAUAUACUUUUUAUUUUAGCUGCCAGUUAUGAUCAGAUCACAUUUCGCAUGUAAACAUCUAUAGGAUGUGUUGGAAAGGAGAUUGCAAGCAUCAGAUAUCAGUUUUCUCUGCACUGUAGUCAGGUUUUAAUGUGGUUCUUUGUACUAAAUAAGGUAUAGUAAUGAGAAAAAGUAAUUCUCUUUUAUCAGAUACUUGAAUGUUUAUAAGAUGUUGUUCUUAUUUUAUUCUUUUUAAUUAAAUAUUUUAAUUAAAACUGAAAAUGUGUCACUAUAUAUUGUUUCCGCUGCAGUAAUUUGACGUUGUCUUUGGAUAAAUGACCACUGGUGGUUUCUAUGUAAUGUCUUCUGGCACAUAUUGGUUUUGACUUGAUUUUAGUGUCUUAGCUGCUGGUGUUGAUUGUCUACAUUGCAUAUACUAAGCAUAUAAAUGGACAUUUGUGGA